AUGUACACCGACCUAGGUCUGCCGGUCUUCUACCCGUUUGUUCGCAUCGUGAUCACCCAUAUCGCUCUGAGGAUCCCCGACGCCGCCGCCAGCUACCGGCGCACUACUUUCCAGAUUGACAAAAUCUUGAAGCUUCAUGUCGCCGACAAGGGGUGUGACGGAGUGUAUCAUGUUGCCGAGACUGAGCGCCGACUGUGGAAGAUCAGUGGGAUGAUCCCGCCGCCGUAUCAGAGUGAAGCGGAGCGGCUGUGGGCGGAGGAAAAUCAAGCGACUCCGUAUGACGGGGCAUAUUAG
This is a messenger RNA of Penicillium alfredii, 294 nucleotides long. RefSeq lists its product as uncharacterized. NCBI's taxonomy places the organism in Eukaryota, Fungi, Ascomycota, Eurotiomycetes, Eurotiales, Aspergillaceae. Bases 1 to 294 code for a protein of 97 amino acids. The record is from RefSeq and is a predicted model, not a curated record. The transcript is spliced from 2 exons.